This is a messenger RNA of Cinara cedri, 823 nucleotides long. Lineage: Eukaryota; Metazoa; Arthropoda; Insecta; Hemiptera; Aphididae. The record is from the annotation of a GenBank genome assembly.
AUGCACCGACGACGCACGGGCGCGGUGUUCCUUUAUCGUAUGCGACGCCGCGACACCGAAACCCGGAAACGUACGCAUUUCUCCCUCCCCCCUCAAAAAAAAAAAACCGAAAAAACCGAAAAGAAAAACCCUCCCGCCCGCACGCUCGCCUCUCCGCGAACCGGGGCGCGAAACAAACGCGGGUUCGUUGCGCCACCGCGCGCAGAUACCAAAUAUAUGCUCGUCCAUAGCGGUGAUACCCGUACGGCCCGUCAAACUAACGGCGUGGCAGGCGGGUGGGGAGGAGAGGUGGGACGGAAAUCUACGUGGCCUUUUCGCCCCGGCAAAGUAUCCGCGCGGUCUUUUUUUUUCUUUUCUGAACCGCGUUGAAAGCGUUACAUAUGUUACUUUGGGCCGCGGCAUUUCCGCGGUACCGCCGGCGUCCAUUCGAUUACCGCCCCCCGACCGCCCGGGACUUACUCUCGUCUCGCGCGCUGGUCGAAAACAUUUUACCGGAUACCCAACGGACCCGAAACACGUUUUUCGGUUUUCGCCGGCAAUUCACGGACCUCCGUACGAUAAUGUCCACAGUGCCCGCAACGCUGUAGCGUACGCGUUCAAACGGUCGCGGUAUUCCGGCCUUCCGACACCGCGACCGCGGCAAUCGCGACGUUCCCUCCCGGCGCUUGACGUUCGCACUGCUCCGCCGAAACAAACGUUUCCGCACUACCCGCACUUCCCGAUAAGAAAAAAAAAAAAGCCGCCGACGUCGAGAAAACCUCGCGUCCGGCGCUACGAGCUCCACAAAAACCGGCCGAACGGUUUUCGAAUCGCAAUAUCGUAA